ACGCGUUGAUCCAAUUAUAGUGCACUUAGGAGAUAUGGGUCGUUAUCAGCUAAUAUUUUGCUUGGUAAUAUUUUUAUCGAAAUUUCCUUCGGCUUGGGUUACGUUGGCUCAUCUAUUCGUAGCGGGCAAAGCUGAAUACUAUUGCGUUGAGCCACCGAAAGCUGAUCCAUGUUCCAAGGAUUGCGUACAAACAGAUUUUAAUCGGUCAGUUUUUUCGGAAACUAUCGAAAUGACAUUCGAUCUGACUUGCGAUCGUUUUUGGCUAUCAAGUUUAACACAAUUUGCUGUAAUGGGCGGCAUUAUGGUCGGCGCUAUAGUCUUUGGCAUAUUAUCCGAUCGAUUCGGGCGUCGUAAAGUGUUCUUGGUUGAGUGUAUAAUGCAGCUUGUUUGCGGCGUUAUAGCUUCAUUUUCGAUGCAUUAUAUCAUGUACAUAACUUUAAGAUUUCUCACUGCAGUCGCCACCGGUGGCCAAAUGACUACGAGUUUCGUUUUGAUUAUGGAAAUUAUCGGCCCCAGUAGACGUGAAGCGAUGUCGAUUUUAUAUCAAAUACCGUUUUUUAUGGGUCACGCUUUACUCCCGUUAUUUUCUUAUUUUUUACGCGACUGGCAUUAUUUCCAUUUAUGCAUUUCUUCAAUUUCAAUUAUCUACCUCAUGUACGUAUGCUUGGUAUCAGAGUCACCGCGGUGGCUGUUUACGACAGGCCACCUGGACAAAGCUAUAACGCUCGUUGAAAAGAUUGCGAAAAAGAAUGGUCGUUCUUUUGAAAAUAUACAACUUAUACGACCACAGAUGGAAGAAGCCUAUCAGAUCUUCAUAUCGGAUCCGAAUACACUUAAGAAAAGGGGUACAGUUUUCGAUUUGUUUCGCACACCCAAUUUAUGCAAGAAUACCACGGUCAUGGUCUAUCAAUGGUUGAAUGCCUGCAUGGUUUAUUACGGGGCUGCUCAAUUUAUAUCAAAAUUGGGCGGUAAUAUAUUUCUUAACGUUUUCAUUAGUGGUGUAUUGGGUAUACCAGGCUGCAUAAUUUGCAUAUUUAUGACCAAAUAUUCAGGACGUCGUUUAACGUUAAUUAUAUCAAAUUUUAUUAGUGCCUUUGGCUUUUUACUGAUUGCUUGUAUUUCGAAUUUGAGUGCUUCACUUGUAUCCGUAUUUGCUAUAGUCGGUCUUUUCGGUGCGUCUUUAACUUUUCCAAAUGUAUAUUUAUAUGCGGGUGAAAUAUUCCCAACUGUGGUACGCACAACUGGUGUGGGUUUGUGCUCAUGCUUUGGUCGUAUCGGAUCGAUGAUUGCGCCAUUUGUUGCAAGUGAUUUGGCUUUAAAGUCGCCCGUUAUACCACCGUUAGUUUAUGGAGUUAUUGCCGCUAUCGGUUUUGUGUUGACAUUCCUUUUGCCGGAAACGAGAGGACUACCGAUAGUUGAGACAUUAGCAGAUGGUGAAGCCCUUGGCAAAAAGCAAACCAACAAAUCCAAAAUUGAAAUGUGAUCGAAAGCAUUAAUAAUUUCUUCUAUACAAAAUACUGUCGAAGCACUUUCAAAUAUCUUAAACUAUCGCUUUGUUUGCUAGCUACCGU
Glossina fuscipes is the source of this 1571-nucleotide messenger RNA. RefSeq names its product solute carrier family 22 member 3-like. The transcript has 3 exons. The record is from RefSeq and is a predicted model, not a curated record. Gene Ontology annotation, cellular component: membrane. The coding region runs from base 35 to 1483 and encodes 482 amino acids. Gene Ontology annotation, biological process: transmembrane transport. Lineage: Eukaryota; Metazoa; Arthropoda; Insecta; Diptera; Glossinidae. Gene Ontology annotation, molecular function: transmembrane transporter activity.